Molecule: messenger RNA, 2553 nt
Organism: Electrophorus electricus (electric eel)
Lineage: Eukaryota; Metazoa; Chordata; Actinopteri; Gymnotiformes; Gymnotidae
Source: RefSeq, a predicted model, not a curated record
ACGUCAGAGUAACUUUAAUCUUUCAAAAGUAUAUUGAAGAAACUUAAAAUAUGCAAAUGAAUAUAUUUGCCCAUUAUUUCUUCCAUGCACACAGUCCAUUUUGCGUCUCCUGUUGGUUGCACAGAGAGUCGCAGCCUCGCUUCAUCUGAGACAAGGGACUCGUUUUGUUGUCCAUCUCGACAAACCCACAUUACUCCCAAACGCUGAUUACUGGGCACAGAUAACGCCACAUCGCAGGUAUGUCGAAAUUAAAGCUGAUAUCCGCAACUGAUACACAGUUUCCUCUGUCAUUGUUGGAGUCCAUCAGUGAACAGCGAAACAAUGGAUUAUUCUGUGACGUGACCAUCAUUGUGCAGGACCGGAAAUUUAAGGCACACAAGACAAUGUUGUCUGCAUCUAGCACUUACUUUCGCCAACUUUUUUCAGUUGCAGGACAAGUUAUCGAGUUAAAUUUUAUCAAGGCGGAUAUAUUUGAAGACAUCCUGAAUUACAUAUACAGCUCAAAAAUCCAUAGAGUUCGGUCUGACAGAUUGGAAGACCUUAUAAAUGCUGGCCAGAUCUUAGGUGUCAAAUUCAUUGCCAAUCUUGCAACGCCACUUUCCCAAGUCAAGGGAUUACCUGGCUUGUCAAAUGAAGGAGAGAACGGUAAUGGGAAUGCCAGUGAGAAGUGUGAAGCAGAGAAUAUGCCAAUCAUCACUGAAUCAUUCUCACUGUCUGCUGAGGAAUUCAAAAUGGCAGCUAGUGGUACUGACAAGGACGACUCUGACAACGAUGACGUUCUCUUUGUCUCCAAGACGGACGCGCCGAAGACUAAGUCACCUGUAGAUGGAAAUGUCGAGGAAGGCCCUGAAGCUAAAAAACAGAAAGUUGUAAACGAUGAAGAAGUCAACACUGAUGUGGUGAACGCUCAAAAUGAGAAGAGAGAGCUCCCUUCUCAGGGUGCAGUGGGAGAAAGUUUCCCACAAGAUGCGGCACAACCCCAGCCGGACGCAAGCCCUAUGGUGUCCCCAGACCCCAGCACCAGUAUUCCUGCCUCUCCUAGAUCCUCCACACAGAGUGCACCAUCCACUCCAGCUCGCCAGAACAGCUUCACUCCUGAAUCCCACAAUGCCCCUCUUCCUCUAGAAGCCAGUGAAGUUCUUGGAGUCCAGAAGAAGAAGGUACUUCUGGAGCAGACGUCCGACCAGCCAGGCAAAAUCAGACUGUCGGACGUGAGACCUACCUUCAGCACUAACAAUGGUCCUGGUAUGGACAUCUCUCCGACCGUGUCCACUAAAAAGACGAUAACAUUAGAUAAAGCCUCGGAAAUCGAUUCGCUCUCACCAGGGUGCAAGGUUUACGCCAACAUAGGGGAGAACACCUAUGACAUUGUCCCUGUGAAAGAGGACCCGGGGGAAGGAGAUUCUCGAGCCGGCCCUGGGAAGAAGUCACAGACGCCAGGGCACGGCACGGGAAAUCCGUCAAACAGUUCACCUCGAAGCAAGAAGAAAGGCAAACUGGAGCAAGAAGAUCAUUAUGAGCUCAUAAUGGAUGGCAAGACUUUUUACGUGUGCAUCGUGUGCAAGCGACCCUACGUGUGUCUGACGAGUCUCAGGCGUCACUUUAACACUCACUCCUGGGAGAGGAAGUACCCAUGCCGUUACUGCGACAAAGUGUUUGCCCUGGCGGAAUACAGAACCAAACAUGAGAUCACUCACACAGCGGUGCGGCCCAGGCUGGCUCGCUUGUGUCUCGCUCAGCCACUCACUCACUCACGUACGUGUAAGAGGCCGGAGAGUAUCAACACAGAAGGGCCGUGUGGAUGCGCUUUACAUCACUAACACUUCGGUGUCCUUGCUGUUCAUUGAUUCUUUUUCUAAAUUAAUGUGUUCAUUUUUGUUUUAAGUCAUGUUUAUAAAACAGUUGGCUUGUCUACCUAUUGUAUUACAUUACCUUUACCUGUUAUAUUAAUUUGUACAUUUCUUGAUUUGCAAAUCAAGAAAUCAUUUGAUCAACUGAUUAUUGAGUUACACCAAUGGGCCCACAUAGUACUGUAUCACUUAACAUAUUAACUGUUGAACCAGUUUAAAGACGUAACGUGUUGAAUUCACAGACUCCCAGGUCAUUGUUGGGGCUUGUAAAUGUAAUGUUGGAUGAAGCUGCCAUCGCACAAUUAUGCAGAGAACCUUCCACGAAUCAUGUUAAACAAUAACGUAACAGGCAUGAAUGAAGUUAAAUGUGCAACAAAUUUAUUUACAUUCUUGAUGAGUAUGAGUGUUGAAUUCUUCAGGGGAGGAUGCAUUCUGUACACCUUUUACUGUUUUGAUCAAUAUAUCACAAUAAUCUCCAGAUAGAAACUAUACUACACAGCCCUGUGUUAUCCUCACCAAUGUCAACUUCUGCUAAAUUCUGCAGAGAAACCUAAAGAUCCAGGAUGAAAUCCUGAUUUCUUUAAAAAAAAAAGAAACAAAAACAUUUGUGUCAAUGAAUUCUAUAUAAUACUUUUCCUGGCAGAUUAGAGUUGGAUCGGUUUAAUACAGGGUGGGCACGGUAAACAAAAAGAGGCAGAUUUAG